AUGUUCUCGCUUUAUGAACCACAUAACGUCGUUAAAAGAUCUCAUAAUCAAUUUGAAAUAGAGGCACCGUCACCUGAAUUACCAAGGAAAAGAAUAAGAUACAAUAAUACUAAUAAUAGUAACGGUAGCUAUGGAAAGAAUUAUAAUACAAUGAUAAACCCUAUGGAUUGUCAAGAUGAAGAAUUUCCUAUAUCUCCAGUAUUAUCAUCUUUAUCAAAUAAUCAAAUAACGAAAACAGAUGAUGGAAUACAAUGUGAUGCAGUCAUGAAUAACAAUAGCAAUAACAAUAAUCAUAACCAUAAUUUCAAUAACAUAUUAACACCUGCUACAACACCUGCGGCUAAUACAACUAACAUAGAAUGGUUAAAAAUAGGACAGCAGCAACAGCAACUGCAGUAUAUGAAUAAUAAUAUAGGGAGUCAAUUACAUCAUGAUAAUGAAAUAUACUCUGAAGCUGAAGAAUAUAUGGUGAUGGGUUACUAUAAUGGGUAUGCUAAUAAUACUAAUAAUUCACUCUCUUUGUCAUCUUCUUCCACUAAUAUACAAUCAUAUAACCAAAUGGUCAAUGACAACACUAACGAAAACAAUAACAAAACAUUUCAUACACAAUAUAGUCUGUAUGAUUUAACUAAUGAAGAAAUUGAAAUGAUAAAUACUCAACAGCAUCGCUUGCAGGAUCAGCAGAUGGAAUACUAA
This is a messenger RNA of Maudiozyma barnettii, 696 nucleotides long. RefSeq lists its product as uncharacterized. Bases 1 to 696 code for a protein of 231 amino acids. Lineage: Eukaryota; Fungi; Ascomycota; Saccharomycetes; Saccharomycetales; Saccharomycetaceae. The transcript has a single exon. The record is from RefSeq and is a predicted model, not a curated record.